UUGGAGGUUGUGUAUAUUUUUAUAUUUUUCAUUUCGACGUUACUUUGCUCGAAAAUUUUGAAGAAAAAUAAGACGACGGUUGCUUUAUUUAGCUACCAACUUUGAAAACAUUUUGGCUACUGUGGAUAUCAAUUUCUGUUGUGUCCAGUGCCAACUAAUGGAGUCUGAAUCAGAAGAUACCGGCCUCUCUCACACUGGACCAUUGUCACAAGGAGCAUUCACAUAUCGCAAGAGCAUCGGGAGAUGUCUGACGCUGCGGCCCCAGCGUGUGCCGGCGAGCUCGAUCCGCGAUGAGAACAACAGCGGCGACGAGGAUGGCCAGGCGGACACGGCCACGCCGUCCAACUCGGCUACCAUCGGCACGGUCUCGGCCAUCCUGGCCGCCGGCAGGCGCCUGGAGCGGAACCCGAGCGGCGAGCCGCCGCCGUCCAACUCGUGUCCGGACAAGGAGAACAUGUCCGGCCGCGGCCUGGUGCACCCGUACGACCUGCUGACGCCACUGCCGCGUCGCACCGGACCGACGCCGGCGACCGGCAGCGGCCGCACGCCGCGCCAGCCGCUCAGCCGCAUCGACACGCCGUACAAGGUGGCCGAGCCGGACACCGCGCCGCCGCCCCCGGCCGCCGGCGCCGUCAAGCGGCCGUUUGUGUUCGGCGAGCCGUCCGCCGAGAAGCGGCCGCCGCUGCAGCACGCCUCUCGCUCGCACUCGUCGCUGCAGUCUGCGGCGUCGGCGGCGCGGCUGACGCCCGGGCUCAGCCGCGGCCUCUCCGAGGGACGGCUGACGGACGUGGGCGCGGUGCGGCGCUCCAUGCCCGUGAUCUCGGAGCGCUCGGCGGAUAGCACGCCGCCCGAACAGCGCGUGGCGCCGCUGAACCAGUCGGGCUCGGCGCCGGCGAGCGGACCGACAGCACGCGUGUCGCCGGCACCGUCCGCCGAGCCGACGGGGCCGCUGGAACCGCGCCGAGCCGCGGCGACGCCCUACCGGCGGGCUGAGCUCGGCGCGGACAGACUGGCGGCGCCGGCGGACACACUCUGUGGUGUACCUCAGACUGGGGCAGGCUCCGCGCGCGAGUACCAGUCCACCGCCUACCGGGCGGGUCAGACCGGCGUCGGAGCCGCUCCCGCGCCGUCCGUCUCACAUUGUGGCACAGCCGACGGGCCGGGCGCCCGAUCACACGCCCGCCUGGGCUACCGACAGGACCCGACCGCCGGGCUAGGCCAGCAGCACACGCCCCGGCCCCGGGUGGUCGGCCAGCUGACGACGGCGUCUGCUCAGCGUGUGCCCAUCUCCAGCCACCUUUCGUCAUCCUCAACCUUCAACCGUGUCUCCGAGUCCCGGCAGACCGCCUAUCACGCGUCAGUAUCUAGUGCCGUUCAGUCGAGACUGGGUCAGUCGGUGACUGGCUCGGCCGUCUCCGCGGCCACCACGGUCGUCUCGGCCUCCAGCGUCCACGUAUCGAGCUCUGUGUGUGGGUCCUCGGCGUCUGUGCUUAGCGCGGCCCCGCGGGUACCGUCCGGGCCGGUGGCGGACGGCCCGGGUCGGCCCAGGACCGCCCCGCCGCCUCCGUCACUGGUAGAGCACGGGACGCAGACGGAGGAGUCGGGCAGCACGUCUAUGCCGCCGCCGCCCACCGAGCUGUUCUUCGGUAAGCGGCAGCUGCGGACGCUGACUGUCAACCAUCGGGACUACAUUGUCAUGAAGCAGAUCGGACGCGGCGGAUCCAGCAAGGUGCUUCAGGUUUUCGACUCGGACAUGCGCUCGCUGGCCAUCAAGCAGGUGUACCUGGAGAACACGGACGACGCCACGGCCAACGGCUACAAGAACGAGAUCGAGCUGCUGCGCUCGCUCCGCCACUCGGACCGCGUGGUGCAACUGAUGGACUUCGAGCACCGCGUCACGGACCAGAUGUUAUACAUUGUGAUGGAGAAGGGUGACACGGACCUCACCAAGCUGCUGCAGUCGUACACUCGCCUGAACGAGGUGGACGCCAACAUGUGCAAGUUCUUCUGGGGAGAGAUGCUCCGCUGUGUGGACGUCAUCCACAAGGAGAACAUCAUCCACUCGGACCUGAAGCCGUCCAACUUCCUGAUGGUGGCCGGCCGGCUGAAGCUGAUCGAUUUCGGCAUCGCCUCCCAGAUACAGUCCGACUGCACCAGCAUCAUCAAGGACUCGCAGGUGGGCACCUUCAACUACAUGAGUCCGGAGGCGAUCGAGGCGCAGCAGGUGACGAGGAACGGCGCGUCCCAGACGGCCAUCAAGAUCAGCCGGAGGUCAGACGUAUGGAGCCUAGGCUGCAUCCUCUACAACUUUGUCUACGGCAUUACGCCGUUCGGACACAUCAAACAGCCGAUGGGCAAGCUGGUGGCCAUCGUGAACCGAGAGCACCCGAUCGAGUUCCCCCCGGUGGCCGACUGUCACCUGCUGGCCGUGCUGAAGGGGUGUCUGCGGCGCGACCCGUACCAGCGGCCGAGCAUCGAGCAGCUGCUCUCGGACCCCUACCUGACCGGCUGCCGGUGUCAGUGUCAGAAGUGAGCCGUCGCCGCGCAGUGUGCGUCUACUCCGCCGGAGCUCUGUACAAGCCACCGUUGGACCGGGUCCGUGUCCAGUGGAUCCGGCCGGCCGUCAGACGGGGUCCGUGUCCGUGGAUCCACCCUGACCGGCCCGAGGGGUGAGUGCCGUGCCGCCCGAUCGUCCCAUCCCCCGGGACCCGAGUGUUGCCGAUCGGUUACUGCAGGAACCGCCUCUGAUUCGCGGCGGUUUGUAACAUGAACUACUUGCCGAUGAGGCCAGACUCGGCGACGUGCGGCGGCCCUGAGUUAUGCCACCAGGGCCGCCUAGAGCGAAUGAGACUAUACUACGGGAGCUAAUGUCCCGCGCUGCUGGUAAGGUCGGGCACCGGAGCGGACUGAGGCCUGCCGCCAGCGAGCGCUGCUUAUCCUAGAGGGUACGGCGCAGACGUGCCGUACUGCGUUCGUCUUCCCUGGCUGUCCUGACUGUGUGAGUGUUGUAUGUUGUGAAUCAUAGCAUGCUGAGAUAUGUGUCCAGAAAACUAGUGCUUUGGGGCCGUGCCAAUCUAGGCUUGCGCAAAUCGCCUUUAUAAAUAUACGCAGGAGUCGC
This is a messenger RNA of Amphibalanus amphitrite, 3118 nucleotides long. RefSeq names its product myosin light chain kinase 2, skeletal/cardiac muscle-like. Lineage: Eukaryota; Metazoa; Arthropoda; Thecostraca; Balanomorpha; Balanidae. Gene Ontology annotation, molecular function: protein serine/threonine/tyrosine kinase activity; protein serine/threonine kinase activity; ATP binding. The transcript is spliced from 11 exons. Gene Ontology annotation, biological process: peptidyl-serine phosphorylation; chromosome segregation; protein localization to kinetochore. The coding region runs from base 158 to 2533 and encodes 791 amino acids. Gene Ontology annotation, cellular component: spindle; kinetochore; nucleus. The record is from RefSeq and is a predicted model, not a curated record.